Messenger RNA from Funneliformis caledonium, 944 nucleotides. NCBI's taxonomy places the organism in Eukaryota, Fungi, Glomeromycota, Glomeromycetes, Glomerales, Glomeraceae. The record is from the annotation of a GenBank genome assembly.
AUGAAUGGAUAAAUGAUAUUCAAACCUAUUUAAGACUUUUUUUUGCAAAAUAUGACGAAAAUAUUCAUAUAAAUUAUGCAAUUUCAUUAGUGAAUGCCACCAUCAAACUCCAAAGCGGAAUUGAUAGUUUUGAAAAACUUCAUAAUGCACUUAAAGAAGAUUUUUCUUUUACAGUAUUCAAGUAUACAAAUAAGAAGAAAUUACAAUCAUUAAAAUAUAUUCCCGAGAGAGAAGGCGGCGAUACUUCAAAAUUUCUUUCAAACUUUCGCCAAUUAUGUUAUAAUGCUGAGAUCAAUGAUAUAGAAGAACAAAAGAAUUACUUUUAUUUAUCACUUUCAAAUAAUUAUUAUAAUUUAAAUGAAUUUUAUAAGAAAAUGAAAAAUAUCAAAUCAACAAAUGAAUUAAUCCAAGAAUUUGGCAAAAUUAUUAUAGAUAAACCAAAUUUAAUUAGAAACGGAUGUAUUGUAGCUUUAAAACACAUUGCAACAGGAAAAUAUUUAAGUUCAAUUAGUGGUUUAUGUUAUCCAACUGGAAGCACAUCUCAAUUGGUUUUUGCAAAUAAUUUGCUUGAUUCAGAUGCUUUAUGGAAUAUUGAAUUUACUAGCGGUAAAGAACUAGCUUCAUACACUGAUACUAAAAUAUGUUUACAAUACAAAAAUUCUAGUGCCUCUCUUGGAAUUUAUUAUUAUGGUAUUUAUAAAUCUCCAGUAACUCAGCACACGGAAGUAAGUUGUAACUUCAACAGUAGUUAUACUCAAUGGAAGUUUAAUAAUAGUAAAAUAGAAAAUGAUCAAGGAUAUUUGAAAUCAAAUGAUAUUAUUAAUAUUAAAAAUGUUAAUUUAAGUCAACAAUUUUUACGUAGUCAUGAUUUUCAAUUUACUAUUGGAAAUGAUACUUUUCAAGAAGUUGUCUGUCAUAAUAAAAGACUUGGUGGCAAUGAUGAG